Molecule: messenger RNA, 900 nt
Organism: Clonostachys rhizophaga
Lineage: Eukaryota; Fungi; Ascomycota; Sordariomycetes; Hypocreales; Bionectriaceae
Source: the annotation of a GenBank genome assembly
AUGGCCCAAAAGUUCAUCAUCAACAUUACUGGGGCAGCCAGUGGCUUCGGUGCCCUCGCUGCCAGAGCUUUGGCCAAGCAGGGCCACACUGUGUUUGCAGGCCUGAAAUCCAUGGACGCAAAUCUUCUGGAAGAUAUCCAAACAUUCAAUAAGGAGAAUAAUACCGACCUGCGACCUCUGCACCAGGACAUGCUGUCAGACUCAUCUGUUGCUGCUUCCGUUGCCGAGAUGCUUUCGCAGACUGAGCACAUAGAUGUCAUCGUCCACAACUGUGGGCACAUGGUGUACGGACCAUUGGAGGCUUUCACCACAGAGCAGUUGGCUGAGCAGUACGAUAUCAAUGUGCUAUCUACACACCGGUUGAACCGGGCUGUACUUCCACAUAUGCGCCAGAGAAAGUCCGGUCUGCUUGUAUGGGUGAGCAGUUCUAGUGUGCAUGGCGCCGUCCCAUCCUUCAUCGCACCCUACUUUGCGGCCAAGGCCGGAAUGGAUGCUUUGGCAUCUUCAUUUGAGCUGGAACUGAGCCAGUGGGGGAUCGAGAGCUGUAUCGUUGUCCCUGGAGCGUACAGCCAGGGCACCAACCACUUUGCGACUGCCGGGAGGCCACGCGAUGAACAGGUUGCCAAUGAGUAUCGUGGUCAGGGAGCACCAUACGAGGGCAUGGAGGAAGCUAUCGGUGUAGCGUAUGGUGCAUUUGAGCCUGCAGAUGCCGACGUAAAGGACGUCGCAGAGGCAAUAGUCAGUGUCAUUGAAUCCCCUCACGGAUCCCGACCCCGGAGAAUUCAUGUUGAUCCAGCCAAGGAUGGCUCGGAGAUUGUGAGCCAGAUGAGGGACAGAUUGAGGAAGGACAGGCUCAAAAUGGCAGGAUUUGAGAAGCUAUUCACUGUACGUCGGGAAUAG